GCACUUUCCCUGGCCCCGCCCCUUCCUCUGAGCUUAAGGUCCUCUGGCCGCGCCUCCGGGUUUGCAAAGCGGAUCGCCAUGGCUGGGAAGAAAGCACUGAUUGUCUUGGCCCAUGCUGAGAAGACCUCCUUCAACUUCGCCAUGAAGGAGGCGGGCGUGGAGGCCCUGCGGAAGUGCGGCUGGAGCGUGACCGUCUCCGACCUCUACGCCAUGAAGUUCAACCCGGUCCUUUCAAGGGGGGAUGUCACAGGUGCCUCAAAGAACCCAGAAGAGCCUUUCAACUAUGGCGCGGAGACUGCCAAAGCCUGGAAGGAAGGCCGCCUGAGCAAGGACAUCCAGGAGGAGCAAGAGAAGCUGAAGGCUGCCGACCUGGUCAUCUUCCAGUUCCCCAUGCAGUGGUUUGGAGUGCCGGCCAUCUUGAAAGGCUGGUUCGACCGCAUCCUGACCUCAGGCUUCUCCUACUCCUACCACACCUUGUACGACCAGGGGCCCUUCAAGAACAAGAAAGCCGUCUUGUCCCUCACCACCGGCGGAAUGGCCUCCAUGUACACCCCUGAAGGCAUCAAUGGAGACAUCAACGUCCUCCUUUGGCCCAUACAGAGAGGUUACCUCCAGUUCUGUGGCUUCCAAAUCCUGGAGCCCCAGAUUGCCUACAGCAUCGGCCACACUCCGGCAGAGGUCCGCACCCAGAUCCUGGAGGGAUGGAAGAAGCGGCUGGGCUCCAUCUGGGAGGAGAAGACCCUCUCCUUCGUCCCGACAGCCGACUUCAAGCCCAUGGCCCAGGGCUUUGAUCUGCGGGAGGAGGUCCUGGAGCAGCAGAAGGGCAAGAAGUACGGCCUGAGCGUGGGGCAGAACCUGGGCAAGGCCUUCCCGCCCAACAGCCAGGUCAAGGCUGAAUAGUCAUCGCAGGAGUCACUUGGGCCACAGUACUUUCCUUCGCCAUUGGGCCUCUUCCUUUAUUCUCAAAAUACUGUAUUUCAUCACAUAAUAGUCGCACCUUCCCUCCAUUUUUUCAAGAAAAGGGGGUGUGGCUAUUAUGCGAGGAAGAAAUAUGUUGGUUUUUGAAAAAAUAAAUAAAAUGGUUUACCCCCGAAAGGGAAAGAGGAGGGAUGAUCCAACCUCAAACACACCACUCCAUUUCUCUUCAUUCCUUCUUUCUCCGAAGACAGUUGAAAAGCUAUAAAAUUGAGGUCUCUGUAGCUCCGUUCUUCUCUGAGGCCUUAAGGCUGUUUACAAAACCUGGAGUUAUUUGGAGAAAGGAGGUAAGAUCUAAGUUCCAGAGACGUUCCUUCCAGUUGUUUUAAACCUGCUUUAAGGCCUUGGAGGAAGAUGCAAGGAGAGAAAGGUAGAGCUUCGGAAAACUUCCAUUGUGUAAUUUUUAAAUUGCUUAAGGCCUUCAGAGAAAAAAAUUAAGGAAAAAGAAUCAGCCUCAAAUGGGGGUGCGACUAUUAUAUGAGGAACACAAAACACUCUUUUUGGCACCCAAAAAAUGGAGAAUGUGACUAUUAUGCGAUGAGAUACAGUAGUUUGAACCAGAGUUGCCUGUUUGUGAAUCAGGCACCGAAGGGCUUUGCACACUCAAGAAGGCCCUGGCACUGGGCAUUUCAACGGUUUGGCACUAGCACCAUAAAACUUGGGAGAUUUAGGGGCAGGGGUUCAGACAGCACUUUUCUAUACUUAUUUCCUUCCCUGCUCUUUUCUUUGGACACUUCAGAAAGAAGUGAUGUGUGCUCUCUUCUUUGGAGACAGGCAUUCUGUCGAUGGCAGAACUCCAGCAGAGAUGAGGAUCUUAUUACACUCCAGAGAGGAAAUAAAUACCUCUCAAGCUCUUUCCAAGGCACUUUCCUUGUCUCUCAAGAAUAAAAGCUUAGUGCCAUCUCCCUUUUUUAUAUUUUCCACUGGUAGAAUGUAAUCACUGAA
Anolis sagrei ordinatus is the source of this 1920-nucleotide messenger RNA. It is a transcript of the gene NQO1, whose product is annotated as NAD(P)H quinone dehydrogenase 1. The record is from RefSeq and is a predicted model, not a curated record. Gene Ontology annotation, cellular component: cytosol. Gene Ontology annotation, molecular function: NAD(P)H dehydrogenase (quinone) activity. Lineage: Eukaryota; Metazoa; Chordata; Lepidosauria; Squamata; Anolidae.